Molecule: messenger RNA, 1419 nt
Organism: Colletotrichum truncatum
Lineage: Eukaryota; Fungi; Ascomycota; Sordariomycetes; Glomerellales; Glomerellaceae
Source: RefSeq, a predicted model, not a curated record
AUGGCUAGUGAUCCUGUAUCAUGUCUUGGAGAUCAGCUGGUACAACAUCUGGUAAAGAGUAAGUUCGACCACGAAACAGACUUCUUACCAGCGCGAUACAUAGACAAGUUUAUCAAUCAUGCUGCCAUUUGCGGGGAGCUUUUCGACAAUCAAGAUCUUUCCAAGCUCCAGACUAAGGAUCGCGGCUUGGUCGAUUUCAUUGAAAAGCAUGCCAAGAAGGUCUUUGCGAUUGUUCUUUGCGCCCCGGUGAAUGGAAGACCGGCCCAUGUGGCAAUCAAGGAGAUUCUCACGACCAACGCAGACCAAGAGUUGCAGGCCGAAGUUGAAAAAAGCUUCAAGAUUGAAGCAGAAGCUCUUUCUUCAAUAGCCGAUCUUGAUCACAAGCACAUGAUACAAAGAAUCGCUGCUAUAACGAAGGGCGAUAAGCGAUAUUUCAUGUUUCAGUGGGCUGAUGGAGGAAAUUUAAGGGAAUUCUGGAAAUCAAAUCCUCGUCCUCAGCUGAAUGGUCACCUCGUACGAGAAAUGAUUGUACAACUGCAUGGACUCUCCGACGCCUUGGCAGCUUUACAUAACUACAAAAACGAGGGCAAUUUACGACAUGGGGAUCUGAAGCCGGAAAAUAUUCUGCGAUUUCUGGAUCAUACAAUUGUAGGAACUCUCAAAAUUGCUGAUAUGGGGCUUGCAAAACUUCAUACGGACGCUACAGACGUGCGACAGAACGCAACAAGCACGAAGUAUGGUACAACACGAUAUGAGCCACCUGAAAUCUCUACCAAUCGUCUAGACAAAGCUAGAUCACGUCUUUACGAUGUUUGGUCUCUCGGUUGCAUCAUUUUGGAGUGCAUCAUAUGGCUGCUUUAUGGAUACGACACCCUGUGCGAAUUUAACAACAGCAUUGUUGACACCGUUACCCCAGGAGGUACAGGAUGCUUUUACCAAACCCGACUCGAACAGAAUCAAAUAGUGGCUGAGGUUCACCCUACUGUAAUCAAAUGGAUGGAUAAGAUCGCGGAGGACGUUGAAUGUACUCAGAAGACGGCCAUCCGGGAUCUUCUCCACCUGGUCAGGCAUCGACUUUUGGUUGUUGCGAUCCAACCAAACGGCGAAUCCUUCGGGAAAUCUUCGUCUCCGGGCAAGAUGAAAGGACCCUCUAUUACUGUUGUGGGUGAGAAUGAACCAACCACAGGCCCAUUCAGAGCGAAAGCAACUGCCUUGUGCUCUGACUUGCAGGCGAUGCUUGAUUCGGGCAAGUAUAACGAGAAAUAUUUCUUGCAUCACAAAGAUCGGGGAGGUCAGCGAGGCAUCUCAUCACCACUUUCCACCAAAGACAAGAACGCUUCUUUGGUAGUACCAAUAUCUGACAAGCAAAAACCAAACCCAAGUCGACAACAUGAGUCUUCAACAAGCAACAAGGACUGA